Messenger RNA from Suncus etruscus (white-toothed pygmy shrew), 1008 nucleotides. It is a transcript of the gene CCDC68, whose product is annotated as coiled-coil domain containing 68. Gene Ontology annotation, biological process: intracellular signal transduction. The record is from RefSeq and is a predicted model, not a curated record. NCBI's taxonomy places the organism in Eukaryota, Metazoa, Chordata, Mammalia, Eulipotyphla, Soricidae. The transcript has 10 exons. The coding region runs from base 1 to 1008 and encodes 335 amino acids. Gene Ontology annotation, cellular component: intracellular anatomical structure.
AUGACAACUGUAACAGUGACCACAGAGCUUCCCCAAAAGGACAAGAGAGAAGACAGUUCUUCUUUGUAUGAAUCCACAUCAGCUCACAUUAUUGAAGAAACUGAAUAUGUAAAAAAGAUUCGAACUACUCUGGAAAAGAUCCGAAAUCAAAUGUUUAAAGAUGAAGUUGGACCUAAUAGUACAAAUCACAAACUAAAUGGAAAGCAAUAUCAAAACAUGGAGAAAGACUCUGACUCCAACCUGGAUCCCUCUUGUUGCAGUCUGGAUCUGCUCAUAGAGAAGAUGAAAGGAAAAGAUCUACAACUCUUAGAAAUGAACAAAGAGAAUGAAGUAUUGAAAAUAAAGCUGGAAGCCUCCAGAGAAGCAGGUGCAGCAGCUCUGAGAAAUGUGGCCCAGAGAUUAUUUGAAAACUAUCAAACUCAGUCUGAAGAAAUUCAAAAGAAGCAUGAAGACAGUCAGCAACAGCUGCAGGUUAUCAAACUUGAAAAAGAACAGAAAUUGGAACAGCACGUUGAAAGUCUGAAUCAAGUUGCUCAAAAGCUUGAAGAAAAACAUAAUCAAAUCACAGAAUUAGAGAACCUUGUACAGAGAAUGGAAAAGGAAAAAAGAUCACUGCUAGAAAGAAAAUUGACUUUGGAGAAGCAGUUACUGCAACUCAAGCCUAACACCACAAAUGCUAAAAGUUGCCGUAAUCUUCAGGCAGAGAUUUCCCUCCUCCAUGAGCAGAUCUCUCACCUGCAGUUUGUGAUUCAUUCCCAGCACCAGAACCUGCGCAGCAUCAUCCAGGAGAUGGAAGGAUUAAAAAGUAAUUUAAAAGAACAAGAUAAAAAAAUUGAGAAUCUGAAAGAAAAAGUUAGCAUACUUGAAGCCCAGAAUAAAGAAUUAAAGUCCAAGGUGGCCCUUUGGUGUGAAACUCCUAAAACUACAGUUUCAAAGGCUGUCUCAACACGUGGAUUGAGGACUGAAAACUCUUCCCCCUAUUCAAUGAUGAUCAAGCUACGGAAAUGA